Limulus polyphemus (Atlantic horseshoe crab) is the source of this 900-nucleotide messenger RNA. RefSeq names its product fasciclin-1-like. The transcript has 5 exons. The annotation marks the transcript as partial. The record is from RefSeq and is a predicted model, not a curated record. NCBI's taxonomy places the organism in Eukaryota, Metazoa, Arthropoda, Merostomata, Xiphosura, Limulidae.
UUUUACAAAAGAAAGAAAACGGAAAGAAACAGAAAUAAAAACGAUAUUUUCAACUCAACGCCUCCAAUAUUUGACUAUGUUCCAUCUCUCUCGGAUCCAAGGGAAACAAGUUACUUAUGUUUUAUUUUAUUUCAGUUCUUCGACCUAACCAAAAAUGAUGAGCUGGUUCAAGUUCUACUUAAAAAACGCCGAGUCACUGUCUUUGUCCCUUCGAACGAAGCCUUCUCACGAGCUCGACCAUUUGCUCCGGAAGAUGAGGAAAGACUAGCUUCAUACCACAUCGUGAGUAUGGUAGUGACAAGGGAUUUAUUUCCCGACACUGUCUACGCUGUUUCCCAAGAAAAUCCUCCGCUGUACUUCAACGUCAAAGAAAGAACUGGAAGCGGAGAAAAGGAGUACUUCGUCAACAACGCCAAGCUUCUGGAAGAUAGGGACUAUACUGUAGAUGACGGUAAACAGAAACUUUAUAUAAUCGACGAAGUUCUAGAACCUUACAGGUCAACUGAAAACCUUCCUCCUGAUGCGUGGGAGCUGCUCAACAAUCCUAGUCUAUAUAACAUCAGGGAAGAACUGAGCGCUAUGGCUUCACGUGUAGUAAAAGGAGAAGAGGUCGAUACCUUUACCAAAGUUGGAAACCACACUUAUUUUAUUCCAAUUGGCGAAGAAAAUGGUCCCACUGGAAGCAGGUUUAGAGGUGUUGACAGAGAUGUGAUCAAGGCUCACGUGAUUUCCCAGUACGUGCUCUUCACUAGAACAGCAGGGAACGAAGGUUACAUUUCCAACAACCCUCGGGUUGACAUCAAGUUUGUCAACCAGAGUAAUUCAUUUGACACUCAAACAAGUAUGUAUUCAUCUGGUGAUCACGUUUUAUCUCAUAUUUUGUGACGUCACUGUAUGAUA